Messenger RNA from Gilbertella persicaria, 1595 nucleotides. Its product is annotated as major facilitator superfamily domain-containing protein. Gene Ontology annotation, cellular component: membrane. Bases 22 to 1539 code for a protein of 505 amino acids. Gene Ontology annotation, biological process: transmembrane transport. The transcript has 8 exons. The record is from RefSeq and is a predicted model, not a curated record. Gene Ontology annotation, molecular function: transmembrane transporter activity. Lineage: Eukaryota; Fungi; Mucoromycota; Mucoromycetes; Mucorales; Choanephoraceae.
UAUUAUUUUUCAUCAUUCAACAUGGUAAAUGAAGUAGUUACUAAAACUGACGUACCUCCCAGUUCACUCAAAAGUGAAUCCAUUCAUCAAAUAGAUCAAGUUCACGUCAAAGAUAAUGAGUCCAUCACUCAAUUAGAAGACAUCUCUAAAGUAGAUCAUCAUCUCACACGCGUUCUUUUACGCAAACUCGAUAAAAGACUACUACCUCUUCUUUGUGUCUUAUAUCUAUUGAGUUAUAUUGACCGUUCUAAUAUUGGUAAUGCUAAGCUGGGUGGAUUAGAAGAAGACUUGGGCAUGACAAAACAAGAUUAUCAGUGGUCUCUAUCUAUUUUUUACUUUUCCUAUGUCAUUUUUGAUUUGCCUUCUAAUAUUAUCAUGCGUCGUUGGCUUCCUUCUUAUUGGUUGGGUAUUUUAAUGUUCUUUUGGGGUUCUGUUGCUACUGUGAUGGCAGCAAGCACUAAUUUUGCAGGUGUUGCUGUCUGUCGAUUCUUUUUGGGCUUGUUUGAAGCUGGCUUCUUUCCUGGUGUUAUUUAUUUCAUGUCAUUAUGGUAUACUAGAAAAGAAUAUGGUCGUCGUAUUGGUUUCUUUUGGUCAUUCAGUAGUUUAGCUGGUGCCUUUGGUGGCCUUAUUGCUUAUGGUAUUUCUCAAAUCCAAAACGAUGCUCUUAAAACUUGGCAAUGGCUUUUUAUUAUUGAAGGUAUCCCUACUGUCAUUCUUGCUGUAUUUUCUGCUUGGUAUUUGCCCAACAAGCCAGAAACAGCAAAGUUUCUUACUGAGCAAGAGCGUGAAUUAGCUGUCAGAAGAUUAGAAGAUGACGCUGGUGCUUCUAAUGAUCAUUCAUGGUCAUGGGCUCAAGUAACUUCGGUCUUCAAAGAUUGGAAGACCUAUUUCUAUAUGGCUAUUUACAUUCUCGGAACAAGUGCUUUACAAGGCAUUACUCUAUUUUUGCCUUCUAUUAUUGCUGGUAUGGGAACCUGGUCAAAACCUGUUGCCCAGGCCCUUACUGUUCCUCCUUAUUUCUUUGCCUUUUUGUCUACGAUUGCUGUUAGCUGGAGCUCCGAUAAAUACUUUGAAAGAGCUUACCAUUUGAUUGGCAUCAACAUGGUGGGUCUUUUGGGUUUCUUGCUUCUUAUGUUUUUACCAAGUGAAAAUAUAGCUGGUAACUAUAUCAGUGCUUGUCUUGUUACUAUGUCUGUCUACACCAAUGUGGCUGUCAAGGUAGCAUGGUUCAACAACAACUAUGGUGGCUUGACUCGUCGAGCUGUUGCUUCUGCUGCUAUUGUCAGUGUUGGUACUAUUGGUGGUGCUGUUGGUGGACAAAUCUACUAUGACGGUCCAAAAUAUUUUGCAGGCAACACAAUUGCUUUUUCCUGUGUCGCUGCACAAACAGUAUUGAUCAUUCUUCUUCGUAUUUUACUGGCUCGCGAAAAUAAGAGAAGAAGUAGACUAUCUGAAGAGCAAAGAGAACUUGAAAUUCACAAAUAUGGUGGUAUAGAACUUGUGGGUGAUCGACAUUAUUCAUUCAAAUAUGUCUUGUAAUUUUAUUAUAUAUUGUAUGUAAAUUAUUCUUAUACCAAAACGUAAUAAAUCAGCUU